Molecule: messenger RNA, 9028 nt
Organism: Seriola aureovittata
Lineage: Eukaryota; Metazoa; Chordata; Actinopteri; Carangiformes; Carangidae
Gene: vps8
Product: VPS8 subunit of CORVET complex
Exons: 40
Coding region: 2062-5775 (1237 amino acids)
Biological process (GO): protein targeting to vacuole; endosomal vesicle fusion; vesicle-mediated transport
Cellular component (GO): CORVET complex; early endosome; late endosome
Molecular function (GO): protein binding
Source: RefSeq, a predicted model, not a curated record
UUCUUUGUACAGGGCAGGACAUGAGGAGGGUAAGUACUCACUGGUGUGUCAUGUUCACAGGGUAACACCAAAGCAGAGGGGAUAAGGAGGAUCAACACUGACCAUGAAUGAGACUGGUGAACAGUGGUUUUAGUAAAAUGGCUACUUUUUAGAAAUUAACAAUCAAACCAACAGCAGGAAUCUCAACAGUUCCUCAUUUCAGAGACGUGCAAACAGUGAAUGAGUGUUUACACAAGCACAGUUCAGAAAUACAUUACCUACUGUGUGCACAAGCGCAGACAUUAGUGUAUGUCAGAUAAUAAGGUUGAUUUGAUCCCUUCGGACUGUGGCCAUAUGCCAGUGGACUGAAUUCAGUUAGUGUGCUGGUUUUAGUUUAACAGGAAGAAAAGUGUUAAAUGAGCCUCUAAAGAGUUCAAACCUCUUAAAAGAGGAAUUAUUUUAAGUUUUAAUCACUGCAUAACGGACAGAUGAACUGUAUUUAGCAGGUGUUUGCAGCAGUCACAGUGGUAAUAUGAUAAAAUAACAGUUAAUGUAGAAACAGUUUAAGAGGCAAAAGGAGCAGUACCAGUUACAGUAACAAGGACAGUAACUGCCGUGCCAACAGUAGUUUUAUUACUUGUGUUAAUGUUAUGAGCUGUAAGCAGCAGUACUAACAAUAACAACAUAAGUCUGUGUAACAGAGUGUGUAUCAGCAGUCAUAACAGUCAUGUGAGGAGUCUCUGCAGUAAUAGUCUCACUGAUUGUUUGAACUGGAACAGAGAAGGUGUCAGAGCUGUGAACCAGCAGCAUGAAUACAGUGGAGGUGAAGAAGGGGGGUGAACCAGGUCCUGAGGACCAGGAUCUGUAAUCAGAGAACCACACUGCAGCUUUGUGAGUGAUCAACAGAGACACAUACUUCAUACCGCGUGUACCAGUCAGUCUAGACAUGCAUGAUUCUGCUGUUAUUCAACGGGUCCCUGUACUGAUCCUGGAUCAAGACUCGGUGAACAACCGUAAAAUCUGUGAUACAGUCAGAAUAAUUAAACGGCUAACAACAUAUGUUAGGUAAGAGUUUUCAUCAGGCCAGCAGCUGAAAGUCAUUUCAACAGAGAAAUGUAGACAAAAAGUGUUUAUAGGAGGGAUGCCAGGGUGAAAUUGGUCAGGGGGCCAGAUUUUUUUCAAGUGAGACCUCAGCGGGCCGAAUUACACUUUCGGAUUGAAAAGACCAAACACUGACUCAACAUCACUGUUUGAAAUUAUUCAUUAAGGCCUACACAUCAAAAAGAAAUUGCAUUGGCACCACAAUAGCCUCACAAUGAGGCCUACAAUUACAUAGAAGCCUAAAGCAAGUUACAGUACCCUCUCAAAACGUUACAUUGUCCUAUCCAUGCUAGGGCUGUCAAAAUUGCUCAAAAAUGACGUUCGAAUAUUCCCUCUAAAAAACACACAUAUUCAAACUAUUUGAAUAUCUAUUUGCGCAUUUUUCAAUGACGCGCAUCACAUCAAUACCAGGACAAACUAAUACAACGAGACAUAACUACUGUAUAGGUAGGCUAGUUUAUUUAAGUUUAAACAUAUUUGACAACAUAUUACCUUCAUAAAAAUAACAUGAACUAAUGGCCAAGACCGCAGAGCUCUCUCUCUCUCUCUCUCUCUCUCUAUAAAACAUAAAACAUUAGAUUUAAAUAAAAAUAAAACAUUAGAUUUAAAAAAUUUAAUAAAAAAAAAUAAAAAUAAAACAUUAAAUAAAAAAAAAAAAAAAGCUCUCCCAUAUCAACCCACGGGCCGGAUGUGAUGUUCAAUCGGUCCGGGUCCAGCCCGCGGGCCAUAACCAUGGCAUCCCUGGUUUAUAGCAUGUUUUAUAGUAUUACUGUAAUUUCCAGGGGUAAAUGUGAAAACAUGCAAAGAACUGCUCAUUUCCACAGAUAUAAAAUGAUUCUGAAGUUUUGACUGUGAUGUGUUUGGGGUUUGACUGUGGUUUAACUGGGGCUGACCCAUGUCUCUUUAUACUGUACUGCUGACAAUGAUGCCCGGGCAGGAAAAGAUACCAACCAGGCCCUGCGGCUCUGUUUGGGUACCAAGAUGACGGGGGCUGAGUUUGGAGCUGUGUCCGCUCUCAGCAUCAACCACGACUGCUCACGACUUCUCUGUGGGUUUGCCAAAGGACAGAUUACCAUGUGGGAUCUAGCCAAUGGGAAACUUCUGAGGACUAUCAGUGAUGCUCACCCUCCAGGGACAGCCAUAUUACAUGUGAAGUUCACAGAUGACCCAACUCUUGCCGUGUGUAAUGACAGUGGAGGAUCAGUGUUCGAGUUGGCCUUCAGGAGGGUGAUGGGGAUGCGAUCCUGUGACUCUCGGUGUCUCUUCAGUGGCUCUAAAGGGGAGGUCUGCUGUAUUGAACCACUGCGUGCUCCUCCAGACAUCAGAGACCAUCCCAUCACACACUACUCAUUGCUGGCUAUGGCCUCUCUCACUAAAAUUCUGGUCAUUGGACUAAAGCCCUCCCUGAAAGUCUGGAUGACCUUUCCCCACAGUAAGUCUGACCCGUCCAGUGUUCCUCAGCUGGCCUGGCAGUUUGUUCCUGUCCAGAAGACAGUCAACCCAGUCCUGGCAUUCUGUAAAGGAGACACAGUCCACUUCCUCCUGGUGAAGAAGGAGGAGUCGGGGACCAUUCAUGUCAUCAAGCAAAGACAGCUCCACCUCAGCUGUGACAUCAUCAGCCUGAGUUGGAUUAACAGUCGCACACUGGUCCUGGUGGACAGCCAUGAAAAACUGCACAUUGUGGACCGUCCCAGUCAGGAGGUUUUGGAGACUCUGGACUUGGAGCAGGUGCAACUGGUCUAUAACAGCCGACAUUUCAAAUCGCUGGCCACUGGAGGGAAUGUCUCCCAGGCUCUGGCUUUAGUUGGAGAAAAGGCCUGUUACCAGUCCGUCUCAAGCUACGCAGGACAGAUCGUCUAUCUGGGCACCAAGUCGGCUCACAUCAUGACUCUAAGGAACUGGAGAGAGCGUAUAGACUGUCUGCUGAAGCAGGAGCACUUCGUUGAGGCACUCUCUUUGGCCUGGUCCUUCCAUGAGGGAACUGCUAAGGCUGUGGUUGGCCUUUUUGGAGAUCCCAUAAAAAGGAAGGGAGUGGUAGAUGACAAGAUGGUAGAGAUCCUUUGCCAAUUUGCAGAGCAUUCUUUGAAGAAAUGUCCGGAACAAGGCAAGAUCCAAGUGAUGGAGCAACAUUUCCACGAUGUGGUUCCAGUCAUGGUGGAUUACUGCCUCCUGCUACAGAGAGAAGACCUGCUGUUCAACCAGCUGUAUGCUCGGCUUGUGGAGAACAUGGUUGCUAAGGGUGUUUUUCUGGAGGCGCUGGAGUCAUACAUUGUGGCGGACCGCCUUGGUCACCUCACCACACCCAUCAUGAGGGACCUCCUGGCUCAUUACCAUGGCAAUGGUAUGAUGGACAGCCUGGAGAGAUGCAUUGUCCAUCUGGAUGUCACCAGCCUGGACAUACAGCAGGUUGUUCAAGUGUGUUGGGAGAACCAACUCUAUGAUGCAAUGAUCUACGUUUUCAACAGCGGCAUGAAUGAUUACAUCACACCUAUGGAGAAACUCUUUGCAGUCAUUGGACCACCUCUUAGGGAGGGGAGGAGCCUAACAGAUGAGGAAGUGGUGAUGGGAAACAAACUUCUGGUGUACAUUAGCUGCUGUCUUGCAGGAAGAGCGUAUCCACUGGGAGACAUCCCCGAAGACCUUGUGGUUCAAGUCAAGAACCAGGUAUUUGAGUUCCUGAUUCGUCUCCAUUCAGCUGAGUCAUCAGAGGAGGAGGAGGUUUUCCCAUUCAUUCGUACACUCCUCCACUUUGACACCCGGGAGUUCCUCAAUGUCCUUGCAAUGACAUUUGAAGACUUUAAGAAUGACAAGCAGGCCCUUGAGUACCAGCAGAGGAUAGUGGACAUCUUACUUCAGGUGAUGGUGGACAACCCAGACUUUACUCCGUCCCAGGUGGGCGGGCUCUUCACCUUUUUGGCUCGACAGUUGGCCAAGCCAGACAACACGCUUUUUGUGAACAGGAAGCUCUUUGAUCAGGUUCUGGAGUUCCUGUGCUGCCCAGACGACGACUCUCGACACACUGAGAGGCAGCAGGUCCUGCUGGAGCUGCUACAGGUCGGGGGUGCGGUCCAGUUUAAUGAAGGCAGGCUGUUGGCUUUGGCAGAGAAGGCCAAGUUCUACCAGAUCUGUGAAUGUUUGUAUGAGAAGCAACAUUUGUAUGACAGGAUCGUUGACUGCUACCUGAGAGACCCACUGAGAAAGGUGGAGAUCUUCAGCUACAUCCACAACCUGCUGUCCAUGCCCGGUUACAGUCCUGAGGAGCAACAAACAGUCAAGGACAAAGUACUACAGCAUGUUCAGGAGCUGGUGACCCUUGACCCCAGCAGGUCAGCUGACAUGGUGGUGUUUCACUUCACUGAAGAGGUGCAGCAAAUCAUCUCUGAGCUUAAGGAUGACCAGCUGCUUUUCCACUUCCUCAGCUGUCUCCUGGAGCCUCGGGAAGGCCAUCAUUCAGGGACCGUCCUGCCUCUGGAACGUGACCUCCACAAGCUUCUGCUGGACUUACUGUGCCGCUUUGCACCCCAGCAGCUGCUGAGCUUCCUCCAGACCUCCCAGUACUACAGACUAGAGGAGGCCAUACAAACGACAGAGAAGUACCACCACAGUGAGGCCACAGCCUAUCUGCUGGAGAAGAAGGGGGAUGUUCAUGGAGCUUUCUCUGUCCUGUUGGAGACACUGAAGGAUGAACUGUGUCUCCUCACUGCUGAGAAAGAAACAGGAACUGAAGGAGGACAUGGUGAAGACGAGAAUCCCAGAGACUCAACUCUGACCAGAGUGAAGGACUCACUCAGUGACAUUAUCGCCCUGUGUCACCGCAACUCUCACAACCUCUACCAGCAACAGAGAGAGGCUCUGUGGUUUCCUCUUCUGGAGACCAUGAUGGCUUCUCAGAAACUAGUGAAGGGGUUUGAUUCCAAAUACACCUCUGAGGUGCUGAAGGAGCUGACGAUGAAGGUUCUCAACUGUAUGAGCUGCUUCAUCUCUCUGCCUGCCAUCAUCCAACGAAUACUGCAGGACCCUGUCUAUGGGAAAGGAAAACUGGCAGAGAUCCAAGGCCUCAUUCUGGGUAUGCUGGACACCUUUAACUAUGAACAGACUUUACUUGAAACAACAACCAGUCUGUUGAACCAUGAUCUCCACUGGUCCUUGGCUCACCUGCGCGCUGCUGUCACAAGGGGACUCCACCCACGACAAGACUACUGUAAUAUCUGCCUCCAGCAGUACAAGAGGAGGCAGGACUCAGCUGAGGAGAUCAUUGUGUUUAGCUGUGGCCACCUGUACCAUUUCCAGUGCCUGCAGCAGAAGGACUGUGGGUGGGGCAUUUCUUUAGAGCUGCAGCAGCGGUGGAGCUGCUACAAGUGUUCGUCUAGCCAAGGAGGAAGAGGCGGGGCUUCCACCGAACCAAAGAAAGGCCGCAGCACGUCCCUGGCUCAGACUCGUGUCACAUCGAUGCAUCAUGAUGCAGGAGCAGAGGUUCACAGGAAGAAGGUGUUUGUUGAGGUGACACUGGACCUUCAGCAGGAGCAGUCCUGGGAUCAGCUACGCUCUUUGUACCGAGGACCAUCCAGGCUGUCCAUCCUCUCAGACCUUUCCCUCUGCCACAGCUCUGAGAUGUCAGGAUUUCUUCUCCCAGUUCACCCAGGAACAGAGACAUUCCAGCUCAAACUCUCUCCUCCACCUCUGCUGGAGGAGUAGCUCUGUGGCUGGUUCAGGAUCAGUUUUUCCUUAUUUUGUCAGAGUCAAGUAGAAUUGAUUAAAAACUGAUUGAUGUUUCAUCUGGUUUAAUAUUUAUGACUAUGUUAAAAUGUUUAUUUCAAAACAAACUGUUUAGUAUUGAUAACGUUGAGUCAUCCUGAUAAUCUACUGAAUGUGCAGUUGACUGCAUAGGGAAGUGAUGCUAGAUGUUUGUUUACCAGCUCAUUUCAGUUUGUGUUAGAAACAUCUGUACUUUGAAUCAAACUUAAACUUCCGGUUUUCAUUGUCAUUAAGAGCAGAGUCAACCUCUAACUAAAUUCAUCUCACAGUAAGAAUGUUAGAAACUUCUAUCUUUUGGAUGGAGGGAAAACAGAGCUGAAAAUAUUCUCUAAAUGUUUGCUCUCUUCAGGUCAGCCUCUCUCUGCAGGAUAAUUAAUGAUUCAGCUGGUCACAGAUGAGGCUCUUGUGAAUGCAGUGGGUAUGAGAAAUUAACUGGUGAAUGCAGUUAAUCAUGAUGAAGGUGAACUGGUGAAUGCAGUGGGUCUUGAGGGUGAACUGGUGAAUGCAAUGGAUCAUGAUGAGGGUGAACUGGUGAAUGCAGUGGGUCAUGAUGAGGUUGAAUUGGUGAUUGCAGUGGGUCAUAAUGAGUGUGAACUGGUGAACCAGACUUGAUGAUAAAUGAUGCUAAUGCUAAAUGUAAAAUUGACUCACUGAAGCUUGUGGUAGCUCAAAUAUUAUUCUUGAGACAGUCUUGCUAGUUCAGAGUAUAUUUUAUUUGUGCUCGGUGGCAGACUAAUAUCUGCAGAGUCGCAAACAACUCCCCAUAUCCUACCUCUUAUAAAGAAGUACAAACAAUCUCACAUCCCUUGUGAUACAGUUAUGCACUAAGUUCUUGAGAAAACAAUCUCCCUUCCAGUAACUCUAUUUUACAAUCUCUUGCCCCUCUUCCAGAACACUUGUCCUGGUCAUGCUGACAUGAGUUCAGGUCAGCAGUUCAGUUUAAUUACGCACUAAUGUUGUCCACAGAUGUUGACAAAAAUACAUGAGUACAUACUGAAAUACUGAAUACAUGAGUGCAUGAGAUGUAGAUAGAUUAUUACAAUUUAGAUAUGACUUUUGCCACCACAUAGUCCUCCCUUCCAGGAUCUGCCAGGCCCUGGACAAUCCCUUUCCCCUUACAGGAUUACCUGAAAUCAUUCAUUCAUAUCAUAUUAAGACAGUUUCAAUGCAGCACUAAUAUCAUCUGAUUUGCACACUUGCAAAUAGAGACGAAAAAACCUGAAGUUGGAAUACAGGUAAAAAACCCUAUGACCCUCCUACUGAACGAUCACCUUUCACCGGCUUUCAACAAAUGAACGUAGCAAUGAAUUCGAUGUUACAUACUUAAGUAAAAUUAUAGUAGUAUAAUCAAAACUCAUUGUAUAAGUGUAAUGUGGUUAGACAGUAUAAAUAACUUCAACGCUACAUUGGAAUAUGCUGCAUAAAUGAAAUACACUCCCCUCCAAAAGUAUUGGAACAGUGAGGCCAAUUCCUUUACUUUUGCUGUAGACUGAAAACAUUUGUGUUUGACAUCAAAAAAUGAAUAUGAGAAAAGAGAUCAACAUUUCAGCUUUUAUUUACAGGUAUUUACAUCUGGAUCUGAUACACAACUUAGAAGAUAGCAUUAUUUGUAACGGAACACCAAAUUUUUAGGUGAGCAAAAGUAUUGGAACAUGUGACUGACAGUUGUGUUUUGUUGCCCAGGUGUUUCCCAUUACAUAGAUUAUUCAAACAAUAAAUAGCGCUGAAUGUCUACGCUCAGUUUCAGAUUUGGGUUUUGCCUGGGCAGACUGCAUUUAUAGUUAGAGGUGUAACCAACAUGAAAACCAGAGAGCUGUCUAUGGGUGAAAAAAAGCAAUUGUGAAGCUGAGAGAAGAUGGAAAAUCAAUCAGAGCCAUUGCACAAACAUUGGCCAUAGCCAGUACAACCAUUUGGAAUGUCCUGAAUAAGAAAGAAACCACUGGUGUACUAAGUAACAGACGUCAAACGGGUAGACCAAGGAAAACAGCAGCACUUGAUGACAGAAACAUUAUGAGAGCUGUAAAGAAAGACCCUAAAACAACUGUUAGUGACAUCAGCAACAACCUCCAGAGAGCAGGAGUGAAGGUAUCAGAAUCUACUGUUCGCAUAAGACUUCAUGAACAAAAGUACAGAGGCUACAUCAGAAGAUGCAAACCACUCAUUAGUAAGAAGAAUUGGAAGGCCAGGCUGGAAUUUGCCCAAAAGUACAGACGAGCCUCAAAGACUCCGGGACAAAGUUUUAUGGACUGAUGAGACAAAGAUUAACCUUUACCAAAGUGAUGGAAAGGCUAAAGUUUGGAGAAAGAAAAGGAUUUGCUCAUGAUCCCAAACAUAGAAGCUCAUCUGUGAAACACGGUUGAGGUAAUGUCAUGGCUUGGGCUUGCAUGGCUUCUUCUGGGAUGGGCUCAUUCAGCUUCAGUGAUGAUGUAACACAUGAUGGCAGCAGCAAAAUGAACUCAGAAGUCUACAGAAACAUUUUGUCUGCCAAUUUAAAGAAAGAUGCAACCAAAUUGAUUGGGAGAUCCUUCAUCAUGUAGCAAGAUAAUGACCCAAAACACACUGCAAAAACAACAAAGGAGUUCAUCAGGGGCAAGAAGUGGAAGGUUUUAGACUGGCCAGGUCUAUCUCCAGACCUAAACCCUAUAGAGCAUGCAUUUUACCUGCUAAAGACGAGACUGAAGGGAGUAACCCACCCAGAAUACAUAACAACUGAAAGAGGCUCCGGUGAAAGCCUGGAAAAGCAUCACAAAAGAAGAAUGCAAAAGUUUGGUGAUGUCAGUGGGUCACAGGCUUGAUGCAGUUAUUGCAAGCAAAGGAUUUGCAACUAAAUAUUAAGUCUUAUUCACGCCAAUACUUUUGCUCACCUAAAAAUUUGGUGUUCCAUUACACAUAAUGCGAUCUUCUAAGUUGUGUAUCCGAUCCAGAUGUAAAUACCUGGAAAUAAAAGCUAAAAUGUUGAUCUCUUGUCUCAUAUUCAUCUUUUGAUGUCAAACCCAAAUGUUUUCAGUCUACAGCAAAAAGGAAUUGUCCUCACUUUUCCAAUACUUUUGGAGGGGGGUAUAUAAUCAAGAGUGCAUAUGUCAAGAAAUAUUAUUGAACACGUUACAUUCUGACUGUAAACUGCUGUUGUACUCUUGUACUGCACUUGCAUUGUGUGCAUACUGUAUGACUAGAUUAAAUGCAUGAUACUAUA